This is a messenger RNA of Rhodamnia argentea, 1511 nucleotides long. RefSeq lists its product as uncharacterized. The record is from RefSeq and is a predicted model, not a curated record. The transcript has 6 exons. NCBI's taxonomy places the organism in Eukaryota, Viridiplantae, Streptophyta, Magnoliopsida, Myrtales, Myrtaceae. The coding region runs from base 511 to 1275 and encodes 254 amino acids.
UGAUCUUCGCUUUUCAUUUGUUGCUUUGUGUGAUGUUCAAGGGUUCUUUUCAUCUUUAGCUGCAUAACGUGCCUGACAUCCAACGUUCGCCGUUGAAAGGGGGAUCCGCAUACCCUUGUUUUGUGUGAAUCUCUGUUUUCAGUAGACAGCAUGCGGCGCUCCUUUGGUAUGGAACUAUCAAGCGCCUCUCACCCCUUCCUCCUAGGGAAGGUGCAACACAAGGAGUGCCAAUUACAUGGCUUCCCUAUUACGAGGGUCAAUACUUGGAGAACAUUUUGCACAGGUCUCGUCCUUUCCAUGUGGAUUGACCUUCCAAAGAAGGACGUUGAAUACAGGCCUAAAGCCUCCUGGACUCUCUCCCUCUCCCUUGUUGGGACCACAGUCCCGCAAAAAAACCUGAGAUUGCCACUUGAAAGUUGCUCCGACGAGUGACCUCCUGUUCUCGCUCUGCAACUGCAAGAUCUUCUGAAAAAUUUCCUUAAAGUUUAAAGGAGUGUCGUUGGGUUUAUUAUGGACAGUUGGAGGGGUCAAAAGGGUUACAAUCGUCACCAAGGCACUCAGGGGAACAGAUCGUUCAGAAGAAAGCCUCCUACCGGCAAUUGGCGGCCAGCCGUGCCAUCCUGGGAGAAGGAGUUCUGCAGAUUGGUAGGGUCAGUUCCCUGGAGAAAGCUUGUGGAAGCAAAGCGGUACAUCCACUUACACGACAAAGUGCUUAAGUGGGACGACUUGGCAGCCGAGGAAGCGUUUCGCGAUGCGAAGGCACGGUUCUGGGCAGGGAUCAACGGAACUCCAUGCAGCAUUUCUCUGCCUGAUCCAAAUCUGCACAUAGAUGAAGUAGAUUGGGCAUCCGAAGUAGACCCUGAUCUGCUUUGCGACUUGGAUCGGGGGCCUGAAGCCCUUGAUGGCGGCGAUAAUAGCGGGACGAUUAUCUUUGGGGAUGUCCUAGUGAAUCAGUGGGCAAGUAAUCGUGAGGAUCCCAAUAGCAAAGAUGGUUGUAGCCCAGGAAUAGUCUGUGACAAUUGGGAUACAUGGGAUUGGGGUGACCUGAAUAGGGAACCCGAACCUGCUAGACCCUAUGUCGCAAGACACAAGCCCUCUGGAUUCCGGCGGAAAGAUCAGCAAAGGGUUUACGGACGGAAUCAGCUCAGGGUUCACUUCCCAAUCUACUUUGUCGUUAUGGAGAUUUGGAUCAGGCCAAGAGAUGUCACGCCGAAGGCGGUUGGUCUCAGCCCCAAAUCAUUCCUUUGCGACGUGAAACGCCUCCGGAACUGCUGAGUCGUUCCUCUUGACCACUUGGACAUGUAAGUGGCAAGUGCCUCCUUGUUUCCAUGACCUUCUCCAGGGAAUCGAGCCGACCAAUCUGCAGAGCUUCUUCCUUGAUCGCACGGCUGGUUGCCAACUGCCUGCAGAAGGAGAGAGUCGAUAGGUGGACAAAAUUUUUGCUCUGAUGUCACCUGAGUCUACCGGAUUGACCUACCAAAGAAUGGUAAGAAUAAUUGAAUCCCAACUAU